UGAGAUAGGCAACAAGACUUUAUUGAAUUGUCGAAGAAAAUUAGAAAGUGCGAAAAAUUAAUUUAAUUAGUAAACAGUUUGAAGUGUUUAUAUUGAAUGCAAGUGCUUAGAUAGUGAAAUAUGAAAUGUCUCUUCAAACAUGCAUCACAAUAGAUGAUUAUGAUAAGGAGGGAAUUAUAAAUAGUUUAAAGAUAGCUGUUAGUGCACAUUUCCUCGGGACAUGGAGGCGGUUAAAGUGUUGAGUGUGAUUCUUGCGAGUGUCUUGACAGUUGGAGCUGAUACUAAUUACAGUAUCUAUGAAAUUCCCGAAGAAAUAAUCGCUAAUGGAUAUCCAGCAGAGCGACACCACGUGGUUACAGAAGAUGGUUAUAUUCUAGAAAUGCAUAGGAUACCUAAAGGGAAAGAUGAUUCAAGCACGUCUACCAGACCAGUGGUGUUCUUAAUGCAUGGGCUGCUAAGCUCUUCGCAGGCUUUCAUUGCUAUUGGGCCAAAGAGUGGCGUAGCUUACAACUUAGCCGAUGCUGGUUUCGAGGUAUGGAUGGGCAACGCCAGAGGGAACAGACUCUCCCGAAACCACACUACAUUAAACCCAGAUGACCCUCAAGAAAAGUUCCCAUUCUUCAACUUUAGUUUCGAAGAGAUCGGAAUGUUUGACGUAGCAGCCAUGGUGGACUAUGCCUUGAAGGUGACAGGACAGUCAAAGCUGCAUUACAUUGGACACUCUCAAGGUGGCACGGUGUUUAUGGUGUUGACUACGAUGAGGCCAGAAUAUAAUAAGAAGUUCAAGUCAGCUCAUCUCCUGGCUGGUGUGGGAUAUCAGGACUAUUUCCCUAAUAAAAACAUUUCACGGCUAGCACUCUUGACUGAUGUCAUUUAUCAACUGUCCCUAUCUCUUGGGGUAGUAGAACUAUUUCCUCCAAAUGUCACGCGAACACAAGAAGUACAGCCAGAAUUCUGUACUGGGGAUACUAAAUACUCCCAAAUAUGUGAAUUGCUUGGGAUGACAGAAAUCAUGGAAAACAAUGAUACAAGUUCAAAGGCGGAAGUCGCUGGAGCUGCCUUAAAACAAGUAGCCCAUUUUGGCCAAAAUAUAAGAGACAAAUCUUUCUGGGGAUGGAAUUACGGUCCUGUCAAGAAUUUAGCUGUUUAUGGAAAUAUGUUACCUCCCAAAUACGACCUAGGAGUUAUAUCGACUAGUGUCACAAUGCAUUACACAAUCGCUGAUACUUUACUAGAUGAGAGAGAUGUGUUAGCGAUGGUUGCUGAUAUACCAAAUGCAAUUGCGAGAAAAGUGGCUCGAGACACUUUCUCGCAUGGAGAUUUUACUGAGGCUGAUGACUGUAAAGAACUGGUAACAGAUUACAUUAUCGAAGCCAUGCUUAAAUUAGAAACGAACACUGCUCAAAACGAAGUAAAAGAAACACGACGCAGUAAUACAGCCAGUUCAAUGAAUGAUGAAGCAGUACUAAAAAAUGUGGAUGAAAUCAUAACAAUCGAGCCUCCCAUACAAAAUGCUUCUCCUAAUUUAGCUUUAAGUGUGUUGUUGAAGACUUUGUUUGUCAUUUAUUCCAUGAAAUUAUUACUGAGUUAAUUUAGUGUGACUUUAAAACUAAAAUAUGAGACUUGCAAUGAACUUUA
This is a messenger RNA of Ostrinia nubilalis (European corn borer), 1638 nucleotides long. RefSeq names its product lipase 3-like. The record is from RefSeq and is a predicted model, not a curated record. Lineage: Eukaryota; Metazoa; Arthropoda; Insecta; Lepidoptera; Crambidae. The coding region runs from base 221 to 1591 and encodes 456 amino acids. Gene Ontology annotation, biological process: lipid metabolic process. Gene Ontology annotation, molecular function: hydrolase activity, acting on ester bonds. The transcript has 6 exons.